Messenger RNA from Caenorhabditis auriculariae, 2153 nucleotides. The record is from the annotation of a GenBank genome assembly. NCBI's taxonomy places the organism in Eukaryota, Metazoa, Nematoda, Chromadorea, Rhabditida, Rhabditidae.
AUGCGCUCCACCGAAGUUUUUUCAAUUUCAUCGGCGGAUUUCAAUCAUAAUUUCCUUUUUGAAUUUCAUUCAUCCACCAGUUAUUGAAAUUUAAAGAUCUUCUGUUUCAUAUGACGUGUUCAUCGGACAAAACGAAAAUUGCUUGGAAACGAAAAAAAAUUAGUACUGUUUCGAAGCAACUUUGACGCGCCGAUGAACACGAUUUUUCGUUUUGAAGCAUGAUCCAUUUCUCCAAUGAACACGCCAAUAAAAAUUCAAACCCACUGGCUCUUUUUUCAAUGAGCGAAUUUUUUUAAUUACUCAAUACGUUUUGAACAGUUAGAUUCUAAAAGCACUCAAGUCAGUAUUUUUGGGUAUUUUCAAGGUCAUUACUCCAUUUUGCAAAGACGGAUGAGCCGGCCGAUUAGUAUAUCCUUUUUUUGGUUUAGUUUUUUGAAUCUAGGAGUAGCUCAUUUCACACUUCUUCUACACAUUUUUCAGUGCUUUGGAGAUUUUUUUCAGCUUUUCAUAGAAUUUUUCCAAUCUAAAAUUCAGUUUUUAGCACAAAAUUUGCUCACCUUCUGUACUUGAGCAUUCAAUAGUUUUGCUUUUUCGUUCCUUAGAAAAGUUUAGGGGGCCCCGAUAGGGUUUUGAUCCUUUUGGGGCCCCGAUAGGAAGUGAAAUAGGGGCCCCUCAAGAGGAAAAUUUCAGGGGCCCCAGUUUCUUUUGAACUUCCAAAACGAUUCGGGGCCCUAUAGGGGGCCCCUUCUUAUUAAGCCCUUUUGGGGGCCCUAAACCAGGUUUUCGGGGCCCCAAUAAAGUUUUGGUCAUUUCGGUGCCCCGAUAGAGGGUAAAAUAGGGGCCCACUCAAGGGGAAAAUUUCAGGGGCCCGAUUCGGGGCCCUAUAGGGGGGCCCCUUCUUAUUAAGCUCUUUUGGGGGGCCCUAAACCAGAUUUUCGGGGCCUGAAAUAGGGGCCCACUCAAGGGGAAAAUUUCAGGGGCCCCAGUUUUUUUUCUCUCCGGAGUUUUCUUUCGUUUUUGACUUUUUACCGAGGGAUUUUCGUUUCGAAAUGAGCCCCGCGCCGCUCAUACUUAGCUGGUGAUGCUGAAGUUCCUUUUCAGAUUUUUUUGAAGAGAAAAAAACAGGUAAGUUUGAAUUUUUUUCUUAUUUUUCUUAAAGAUUCUUCUUGUUUUAAAGUUUCAAAAAAGUCAUUAAUUUCGAAAAAAAUCUAAAAAAAGAGAAAAAAAGAAAAAAACAACCAAAAAAAUUGAGCAUACAUUUUUUUAAAUCAAAAAAAUAACGGGGGCUUUCUUACGGGGUGGGAAAAACAAAAUUCGAAUUAUUUCCCAAAUAAUAUUUUUUUAUUUUCAGGUCGGCAACCGGGAGAAGGCAGCGACGACGGAGUUUCGGAAGUUGGUGCCCUUCGAUAGGUAAUUAGACUUUUUUUUCGGAAUCUAUAGCUAAAUUAUUGUUUUUAGGGUCGAGCGCAAACGAGGAAGGUCUAGGAAAAAGCUUCAAAAAAAGCGGAAGGUGAUUUUUUACAUCUUUGGUGAAAAUCUUUGCUUUUUGAUAGUUGAAUUUCGGAGUCGCCUUAUUUUCAAAAUGCUGAUCAGAAGUAUAGUGAAGAUUUUUUUCUUACCACGAACAAAAAAAUAAAAGUUUAAAGCAACCUGAAUUUUUUUCCCAAGAACUUGUUUAAAUUUAAUUGAACUUUAAUAGUUUUGAAUCAAAUUUUGAUUUCCAGAAACUAAAAAGGAAGUUUUUUUAUUAAAACAAUUUUUUUCAGGGGCCCGUCGGCUCCGAUGAUGCUACUCAAUGGACAUCAAGGAGGAGCCUGGAUUUAUCAAGGAUUUGAAGAUUUCAUAAAGUUGUUUCUUAGCUUUGAUUUUACAGAUCUGGUGGCGGAUUUUUCGAAGCGGGAAAGAAAAAGAAGCAAAUUUCAGCCCUUUUGAGCUUUCAUGGAGGUAGUUUCAGUUUAUAUUUAUUACAAUUUCAAGGAUUUGAAUAAGAGAAAAACUAGAGAUAAUUUCCGAAAAGAUAUUUAUCAUUUCUUUUUAAUUUCACCUCGUUUUUUUCUGUAAAGAAUAGAAACUCCGACUUUCCAGUGAUCGACCAUUGCUUCCGAGAAGUUGUUCUCGCUCUACGGGACAAUUUGGAAAAACGAAUUUGCUAG